Ostrinia nubilalis (European corn borer) is the source of this 902-nucleotide messenger RNA. Its product is annotated as larval/pupal cuticle protein H1C-like. Lineage: Eukaryota; Metazoa; Arthropoda; Insecta; Lepidoptera; Crambidae. The coding region runs from base 68 to 778 and encodes 236 amino acids. The record is from RefSeq and is a predicted model, not a curated record. The transcript has 2 exons.
UAAAUACCGUCGACGACGAAACGAGAGCAAUCAGUAGCUUUCGAGCAGUCUACCACAGAAGUGCACGAUGAGAUUCCUGAUUGUCGCCGCCGCCGUCCUCGCCUGCGCCUGCGCCGCGCCCUCCGGCGCCCUGCUGGCCGGGCCCUACGCCCAUGGCUACGCCGCCCCCCUGGCAGUGGCUCACGCCGCCCCCUUGGCUCUGGCGCACGCUCCAGUAGCCGUAGCCCACGCUGCCCCCGCCCUGCCCACCAUCUCCCCCGGAGACAUCCACGCCGCCGCCAUCGACGCUCACGUCGACGCCUCGGACCACGCCCGCGCCGCCGUCGACGCCGCCCGCGAGAUCCAAGGCCAGGCCAUCAACGCCGCCGAAGACCACUCGUGGCAGGCGCUCGACGCCGUCAAGACCCAGCAGGCCGCGCUCGACGGCGCCGCCGCCGGCGUGUCCCCCAUCCUGGCCAAGCAGAUCGCCGGACACGCCGCCUACGCCGCGCCCGUGGUCGCCCACGCCGCUCCCGUGGUCGCUCACAGCUACGCCGCCCACGCCGCUCCCGUGGUCGCUCACGGCUACGCCGCCCACGCCGCUCCCGUGGUCGCUCACGGCUACGCCGCCCACGCCGCGCCCGUGCUCGCCCACGCGCCCGCUGUAGCCUACGGCGCCAGCCAUUCCGUCGUGUCCCAGUCUCUGUCCCAGUCCCACCCCGCCCCCAUCGUCCACGCUCCCGUGGCGUACGCGCACGGCGUCCAUGGACUCGCCCACGGAUACUCCCAUGCUUGGUAAUUUCGACAACUGUGAUAGUCAUUUAGGUACCAAAAAUAAUAGUCAAUUUUCGGUUGUACAUAAAUAAAUUAAAAAAACAGACGCCAUAGACGAGGAUGUGCGAAUAAAUGAAAUAUAAAUUUUA